Messenger RNA from Lagopus muta (rock ptarmigan), 2916 nucleotides. It is a transcript of the gene MAP7, whose product is annotated as microtubule associated protein 7. The transcript has 18 exons. The record is from RefSeq and is a predicted model, not a curated record. Gene Ontology annotation, cellular component: microtubule cytoskeleton. Bases 503 to 2791 code for a protein of 762 amino acids. Gene Ontology annotation, biological process: microtubule cytoskeleton organization. NCBI's taxonomy places the organism in Eukaryota, Metazoa, Chordata, Aves, Galliformes, Phasianidae.
UCCUCCUCGCUUUAAUGAAGCUUAACUCCCCGAACAAGAGCAGGCAGAGCAGCGGCACGGCGCAGGUUCUCGGCGGACCCCGCGGCCCGCAGCAGGACGGGGCCGCCCUGGGCGGGAGGUGGCCGUGUUGUCAGGGCAACGGCCCGAGGCGGCGGAUCGGGUUCUGUCCUCCCGCGCUGAAUAUUUCAGCGUGCCGGAGCUGGGAGAGGAGGGUGCCGCGGAGGGGAACCCGGAGCGAAGGGCUGCGAUCUGGCUGGAGCGAGUUAAAGGAGCGGCAGAACCGGUGUGCCUUUAACUGGGGCUUUUUCCCGAAGAGCCUCUCCGCGCCGAGUGGAUGCUGCGUCGGUCAGCUGUUUGCGUCCCGCUUAUCCAUAGGGGAUCUGCUACCGGCGCUCAAAUGAGCAGGCGGCGUCGCAGCUAGCUGCUGUGCAGCGGCUGCCGGUGCUCGCCCUGUUUUUAUUUUAUUUUUUAUUUUUUUAAAUAAGAAGGAGACGACAACAGCAUGCCCGGCGCGACUACUGUCCUCCGUCAAGAGAGGCUGAAGAAGACAAGUGCCAGGCCCAGCCCUCUGGGUUUGUUCACCAUCACCGAAGAGGAUGAGCAGCAAAAGAACGGCAAUUCCAAAAGACCGAGAGCAGCUGAAGGUUCUAAAGUACAAGACAAGAAAGUCACUUCAGGACAAAGCAACACCGGAACUAAACCAGACCACCCACCAAUACUGAAGGUUGAUGACAGGCAACGGCUUGCUAGAGAAAGGAGAGAAGAACGAGAAAAACAACUAGCUGCAAGAGAAACCGUCUGGUUAGAAAGAGAAGAGAGAGCACGGCAGCAUUAUGAAAAACACCUAGAGGAGCGCAAAAAGAAGCUAGAAGAACAACGACUAAAGGAAGAGAGAAGACGAGCUGCUGUAGAAGAAAAGCGAAGGCAAAGAAUAGAAGAAGAUAAGGAACGACAUGAAGCUGUUGUACGUCGCACAAUUGAAAGAAGCCAGAAGCCAAAACAAAAGCAAAACAGGUGGUCCUGGGGAGGAGCGCUACAUAGCCGCAUUAAUAACACAGAUCCAGACAGGCGAUCUGUUUCAACAAUGAACCUUUCGAAACAUGUUGAUCCAGUCAUUAACAAGCGGCUCUCCUCCUCAUCUGCAACAUUACUAAAUUCUUCAGACAGAGCUCGCCGUCUGCAGCUCAGUCCAUGGGAGAGCAACAUCGUUAGCAGGCUCCUGACGCCCACACACUCAUUCCUGGCCAGAAGUAAAAGCACAGCUGCAUUGUCUGGAGAUGCAGUUAUCCCCAUUUGUCCCCGUUCAGCAUCUUGCAGCCCCAUCAGCCCCCUGUCCUACAAGACCAUGAGCUGUAGGAAUUCAGCAGACCGAGCAAAACUUUUUGCAUCUACUGAUGCUGUUGGACGUAGAAGAACGCAUCUGGCAGGGACUGACAAAAAAGAAAAGGAGAGAGACCAUUUGUCAUCCAACUUCUCAGCCAACUUGAAAGGAGGUCAUUUUUCUUCCAAUCCCAAAGCUAGAUCUCCAGCUCCCUCUCCAGUUUGGCAUGCAUCAAAGUCUUUGCCUUCUUUGGCUGGCACGCUCAAGCAGAUAACUUCCCCACCUGGUUCCUCCAAAGUUCCUUCUACUCAGGCACGUCCUCCUUCUCCUGGCAACAUCCGGCCUGUAAAAAAAGAUAUCAAACCUGAGAAUGAAAAGAAAAGACCAGAAAAGGAGGCUGAAAAGACCAACGAGGAGAGGACAGAAGAGAGUAAAGAAGCAUCAGCAGGUGCUGGAGAGUUUACAAAUCAGGAAGAGCUUGCUGUCCAUGAAGACGUUGCUCAAGCAGCCAGCCCAUCCCUACCUCCUGCUCCCCCAGCACUUUCUCCACCCCCAGCCCCUGUGAAGACCUCUGCAGGUACAACAGAUCCUGAGGAAGCAACAAGGCUGCUGUCAGAGAAGAGGCGCCUCGCUCGUGAGCAGCGGGAACGAGAGGAGCAAGAAAGGAGGGAGAGAGAAGAGUUUGAAAGGCAAAAGAAGGAAGAGCUGUCCCAGAGGAUAGCUGAAGAAAGAGCUCGCCGAGAAGAAGAAGCUCGCAGACAGGAAGAUGAAAAAAAAAGAAAAGAUGCAGAGGAGGAGAGGGAAAAGGAAGAACGGCUGCGUCGACAGGCAGAAGAGAGAGAACAGAAGGAGAGAGAAGAGAUGGAGCGCAUUCAGAAACAAAAAGAAGAGGAAGCUCGCCUACGGGAAGAGGCAGAGAGGAUUCGAUUAGAACGUGAAAAGCAUUUCCAAAGAGAAGAGCAAGAGCGCUUGGAAAGGAAGAAGAGACUUGAGGAGAUCAUGAAGAGAACUAGGCGUGUAGAAGCUGUAGAUAAGAAACCCAAUGACCAGCAGAAUGGACAUAUAUCAAAGGCAAAUAAUUCUGGAGAAGCAGUCAUAACCAGUCCUACAUCUCCCAUGGAACCUUCAGGAGGACCUCAGCUUCAGCAUGCAACACAAUCUCCAAACAGCGGGAAACCCGUAUCCUGCACACACAUGAUUGUUUCACAUCAACCCCCCAUAACUAUGGACAGCAAUCUCAACCCAGAGAAAAAUACAGAGGAAAAUGGAAUGUCUGUGCAGAAUGAUAACUUCGAAGAGAUCAUAAAUCUACCUAUUGGUUCUAAACCAUCCCGCCUGGAUGCCCUGAACAACGAUGGAAGCGACAGUCCCGGAAUUCCUCUGAAUCCAAUUUUAGCUUUUGAAGAUAAGGGGACUCUUUUGCCUCAGGUAGACAGUGUUCAAACACAUCAAACAGCAGAAGUGAUCUGAUUAUUUCUUCUGAAGAACCAAAGGUGACAAAAACGUCUCUGCAGUCAGUGGGAGUUUCUUCCAUGCAAUGAAGGAGUGUUUUAUUUUUCUCUCCAGGUUUUUUAAAGAUUUCUUGAACAUCUUUU